Messenger RNA from Bradysia coprophila, 966 nucleotides. RefSeq lists its product as uncharacterized. NCBI's taxonomy places the organism in Eukaryota, Metazoa, Arthropoda, Insecta, Diptera, Sciaridae. The record is from RefSeq and is a predicted model, not a curated record.
GGCUUUAUUGAGUACACACAUCGCAAAACAAAACACUCCAACAUUUAACGUACAAAAACGCAGUAAAUUUGAACAGUCUCGUUCGUUUAUUGGUUUGACGAACAUCUGAAUCAGUAUGCAAUUGUUCGUCUUCAUCUUUGUGGUAUUUCUUGCCUGCCAAUUGAACAUCGCCAAUGCUCAAGAUUCGAUUUGUCGUCGAACAACGGUUGGCAGAGGAGCUGGUUCAGCUGUUGUAUCUUUGUGUAAUGCGGACGAACAGGAAGUAGCCUCGUUGUGCUAUCCGAGAUGUCAGAACGGUUACGAGAAUAUCGGAUCGAAUAUAUGCAGGAAAAUCGGAUGUGAUGGACUUAUCGGAGCUACAGACAUAGGUGUUUCAUGCGAAAAGCCGCCCGCAUACGGUCGUGGUGCUGGAUACAUAUUUACCGACCAGCAAACGUGCAUCCGUGAGAAUGGAUCUUGUGAAAUGUGGGGUGCCAUGUGGUAUCCAACAUGCCGUUUUGGCUAUAGUCCUUUCGGUUGUUGUAUAUGCUCACCGAACUGUCCAAGAGAGUACAUCGACGAUGGGGCAUUCUGCCAGAAGCCGUCUUAUGGUCGCGGCGUAGGUGUUAGCCGUUUGGGAUGUGCGUCGGGUCUGCAAUAUGAUGCUGGUUUAUGUUAUAUACCUUGUCCAAGCGAUCGUAACGGUGUUGGUCCUCUUUGUUGGAGUAGAUGUGGCGGCCAAACUCCGGUCGAGUGUGGCAUAUUUUGUACUUCAUCUGCGGAAAAAUGUGCCGAUAUAACGCUACAGAUUGUUGGGUCAGCUGUGAGAGUAGCUGCGAAUUUAGCUGGCACGAAUGUUCUCGGUGCAAUUCUGGCUAUUUUCGAUGGUGCAAACCAAAUUAUGGAACCAAAUAGCUGCUAGAAAUGGUUGGUGAUCCGUUUUUCGAUUUAAAAGAUAAUUUGUGUAAAUAAAAGUAUUCCUCCGAA